AUGAGAGUGUCCUGGUUGGCAUUCGUGUUUGGACUUCACCAGAGUCUGCUCUGCAAAGACCAACAUGGCUGCAUCUUGGCUUUUACUCUACGUGGAGUGACCUGUUUUUCAUCUCUAGGCCAUGGAACAAUCUUCUUAACAUUUGCUUACGGCCUGAUCAACCAGUACCAUUUCAUCAACAAGUCCAAAAGCUGGAGUGAGGCACAGCAGUACUGCAGAGAGCACUUCACUGACCUGGCCACAAUACAGAGAGUGGAGGACCUGAGCAGAGUCCACAUCCCAGCUGCUCAGGUUGCUUGGAUUGGUCUUCAUGAUGACCCUGCUGCAUGGUUUAAAGUCAUGACCAAUGCCUCAAACUCCUGGAGAUGGUCUGUUACUGGGGCCACCAGCCCUGGAGGCUACCAGAACUGGUGGAGAGGAAGUCCAGAUAAAUGGCGUGGUGUCAAAAAGUUCAUUCUGGUUAAUGACUUCAGUAGGACAUGGCCCGCCUGCAAGACAAUGUGCAGACAGAACUACCAGGACCUGGCUCAGAUUGAGAAUGCAGCGGACAAUCAGGCUGCGAUGACGGCCUUAUCUGGAGUGCAAAAUGCCUGGAUUGGUCUGUACCGAGACAUGUGGCUCUGGUCGGACCUCAGCAACACUGUGAUGCCUCGAUCAGCUGCAAGAAUCACUUUGAAGCUUCAGAGUUCUGCAGACCUCACUGACCCCAAGAUCCAGAAACUGUUUUUGAAAGCGCUCGAAGAAAAGCUAGGAAUGAACGUGACCAUCAAGGGGAUCCAAAAGGCCGAGCGCAAACAGCCUUGA
Messenger RNA from Knipowitschia caucasica, 804 nucleotides. The record is from the annotation of a GenBank genome assembly. Lineage: Eukaryota; Metazoa; Chordata; Actinopteri; Gobiiformes; Gobiidae.